Molecule: messenger RNA, 1474 nt
Organism: Sceloporus undulatus (fence lizard)
Lineage: Eukaryota; Metazoa; Chordata; Lepidosauria; Squamata; Phrynosomatidae
Exons: 5
Coding region: 1-870 (289 amino acids)
Source: RefSeq, a predicted model, not a curated record
AUGGGGAUGGAGAGACCCCUUCUUCCCCAGAGACCCCAAAGGACCACCUUCCUCAUCUGUGCCACCUUCUUCUGCUCCUUUCUGGGUGCCUUAAGUCAUCUGGUACAAUUGCCUCCUGUUCAGGUGUUUGGGACACUGAGAAAAUCCAUCCUGCUGUCUGUCAAUAACAUUUCCGUAUCAGAAAAACUGAUAACAGUCGAAUGGGACUUCCAGCCACAAAAUGGAAAACGAUUAAUCAUUGCUGAAAUCAGAGAAGGAAAACGGGAGCGUCCCAAUCCCAAAGACCGCUUUGGGCCGCGGUUGGAACUGGAGAAUGAGACCACGCUGAGGAUCCGAAAUUUGGAGGAGGAGGACAGCGGAACCUAUUGGGCUCGGGUUAGGUUUCAUCCAGUAAAGAUUCAAUUACAUACCUUCGACCUCAUGGUCUACAAUCCUGUUCCGGAGCCAUGGAUCCUUCUCUUCCAAGAAGCCUCUAAUUCUUCAUCCAAAUGCAAUGUAACUUUGCGGUGUUUGGUGUCCGAAAAGGGAGGACUGAAUGUCUCCUGGAGAAUUGGGGAUGCUAUUGAACCCUUAGAAGGAGGUUUGGACUGGCACCAACUUUCCUCCGAGGGAUGGAGCCUCCACCUGUCCAACCUUUCCAACCCAAUGGACUCCAGGGUCACCUGCUUGGUCUCCAAUCCGGCCGAUCGGAAGAGUGCAUCUAUUGACUUGACCGGCACCUGCUCCUUUCAAGGUGGCAGAGAAAGACACUUGUGGCUGGUUUUUCCCAUUGUGACUAUGAUUGCGAUUGUGUUUGCGUUGGCGGCAGGCUUCUGGAUUUGGAAGAAAAGGAAGGAACAGCCCCACACUGAAGGAACUCUUGGACUCUGAACAGAGACUGAUGGCAACACCAAGCUUCAGCCAUCUUGCCAACCAGGACAUCGAAACAUUAUCAGUCUGGAUGGAGACAGGAAAAACCUCCCUGCUUGACAUUGCCACUUUCAUUCAUUCAUGCAGAACCAAAUUUCCCUCCUUGAACCAUAACAGUGUUGACCCCUGCCCAGUCUUGUGACUGAACUUUGUUUGGGCUUAAGGUUUUUGUCUCCUGGGCAAAGUAAGGACUGGGUUAUCAGCUGCUGCGUUAUCGGAUCUGUUUCAACAAGUCUUUGUUUCUAGUUGCCUGGAUUGUUAGGGACAAAGGGUGAGUUUGUAGUCCAUCCUAAGAUGUUGUAAAUAGGAAGCCAGCUCUAAUCUAUAAAAUAUCAUCUAAGGUUUUGUCGAUGUGGGGGGCAUAGAAUCCAAGAGUUGGAAGAGACCCCAAGAAGGGCCCUGAUCCAGUCCAACCCCCUUCUUCUGCCAUGCAGGAACUCUCAAUCAAAGCAUCCCCUGUGACAGAGGGCCAUCCAGCCCCUGCUUAAGACCUCCAAAAAGGAGACUCUACCACUCUCCAAGGAAGCAUAAUCUUCCACUGCCAAGUAACUCUAACCAUUAGAAU